Messenger RNA from Lithohypha guttulata, 984 nucleotides. RefSeq lists its product as uncharacterized. The transcript has 2 exons. The coding region runs from base 1 to 984 and encodes 327 amino acids. Lineage: Eukaryota; Fungi; Ascomycota; Eurotiomycetes; Chaetothyriales; Trichomeriaceae. The record is from RefSeq and is a predicted model, not a curated record.
AUGGCUACUGUACGACAGCGAUUUCUACUCACUACAGCAGCCUUUCUCCUCUUCUCCACAGCAACAGUUCGAGCAGACUGGGGUUCGGGCUUCGGUGGUCAUGGAUGGGGAGACGACAACGAUGAUAGACCCGGCUGUUGGUGGGGAGGGGGAGAUUGCGAUGGGGACGACGACGACGACGACGGCGAUGGCGAUGAUGAUGGUAGCACAACGAAUCCAGCCCAACUUGGUUUCACCUCAGAACAGAUCAAUGGUUACAAUCGAAUGAUUACCAUUCAUGCCGUGCUGGCUUGUCUUGUUUGGGUAUUCUUGAUUCCGCUCGGAGGUAUUCUAAUCCGCCUCGGCCUCAAGUCUCCAUGGAUUGUUCGUAUACACGCCCUCCUUCAGAGCAUUUCCUAUCUCAUCUACGUCGUGGCCGCGGCUCUGGGUAUCUACCUUGUCCGUGAACUUUCUCCUCGCUCUGGCGGCAUGUGGCAGGAUCCCCACACCAAAUUGGGCAUUGCUAUCCUUGCUCUUGCCUUCCUCCAGCCAAUACUCGGUAUCGUCCACCAUAGUCUGUUCAAGAGCCGGGCGGCAGCUGCGAAAGCAGGGACAAUAUCGAAGAGACCUGGACGUACAGUUCCUGGAUAUAUUCACCUAUGGCUCGGUCGUGCCCUGAUUGUCCUUGGUAUGAUUAAUGGAGGACUCGGUCUCAGGCUGGCUGCUCAAAGUCGUUUCGAGACCAACUCAAGAACCAAGACAAUUGCCUACUCUGUGGGAGCGGUGAUCAUGUUCCUGUUAUACCUGAUUUUCGUGGUUAAAGGUGAAAGAAGGCGAUCACUUGAGAGGAAACAGCAGUCACUUGAUGCGAGUAGAGGCGGUGUACCUCUUAUGGUAAGAGACAAUGGUGCUGCCAUGCCUCCUGGUUACCAUCAGCCACCAUCAUACGAUGAAUCUCAGGAAAGCAUUAGGAAGGAAGGUCAGACGACGGCGAGAUAUUCUUGA